Enterospora canceri is the source of this 3697-nucleotide messenger RNA. The record is from the annotation of a GenBank genome assembly. NCBI's taxonomy places the organism in Eukaryota, Fungi, Microsporidia, Enterocytozoonidae.
GGCCGUUGGGGUUGACAGGGUCGUUGUUCUUGGAGACGUGGUCAGAAAUGGAUACGUCUUCACUGAUGGGGCUGGAGUAAUCACGCGUCAGCUUGGAAGAGGCAUUGCCGAGUCACUUGGGCUGAAUUACGUGCCAUCUGCCUAUCAAAUACGAUUUGGUGGUGCUAAGGGGGUGGUAACAGUACAGCCAGAUGAAGUGGUAGAGAAGAUACUGGUAGAGGGUAAUAGUAGUAAUAGUAGUAACAAUAGUAGUAAGGGUGAUAAUAAUAGUAGUAAGGAUAAUAGUAAUAGUAGUAAGGAUAGUAGUAAGGGUAACAAUAUUAAUAAGGGUGAUAAUAAGAGUAACAAUAAUAAGGGUAACAAUAAGGGUGGUAAUAAUAGUAGUAAGGUUAACAACAGUAGUAAGGGCAAUAAUGAUAGUAACAACAGUAACAACAACUACAACUACUACAAUAAUAAGGGUAAUAAUAACAGUGGUAAGGUUAAUGACUACAACCUAAUCAUCCUCAGGGAGUCAAUGGUUAAGUUUGAUUCAUCCCAUUCGGUUGUAGAAGUCUGUCAGGCAGCCAAGUCGCAUGAGUUCUUCCUGAACAGGCAGUUCAUCGUCAUCCUCGAGGGCCUUGGAAUCCCAGCAGCCACCUUCAUCCGCCUCCAGGACCAGUACGCCAGAAGCAUCCUCCGCCACGCAGUCUGCGACCCAGUCGGCCUCGCAAACAGGCACCUCUGCUUCGCAACGGCCGCAGUCACCAACUCGCUGCUCUUUGGCGUCACCAACGGCCUCCUGGCUGAAAUCAGCUCCAAGGCGCGCAUCCGCGUCGAAGACGGUCGCACGGCCAUGGGCGUGAUCGACGAAAGGGGCCUCCUGGAGCCAGACGAGGUGUUCAUCAUGUUCCAGGGCAGCUCGAGCGGCUGCACCGCCUACGGUGACUUCGUGGUGCCAACAGGCGUGGCCAUCGUGGCCAAGAACCCCUGCAUGCACCCCGGUGACAUCCGAAUCGUGAAAUGCGUCGAUCGGCCUGGCCUCCACCACCUGAAGGACGUCCUGGUCUUCAGCCAGCGCGGAGCCAGGCCGCUCUUCAACGAGUGCUCUGGCUCCGACCUCGACGGCGACGUCUACGCCAUUUCGUGGUGCCACGCCCUCGUCCCACGAAUGACAUUCAGGCCGUACCAGUACGGGGCAUCUGGUGGCCUAGGCCUCCUGAAGUCGAACAUCCUCAACAAGGACGUCGUCAACUUCUUCAUCCGCCACAUGCGAACGCAUCAGCUCGGACUGAUCUCAAAUGCCCAUCUCGCAUUUGCUGACAGACACUCCGUCUUCCACCCAGCCACCCUUCGCCUGAGCGAGCUGUUCAACCGAUCAAUCGACUUCGUCAAAACGGGAUCAACUGCCUCGAUCAGUGCUGAGCUCCACCCGGCCGAAUACCCCGAUUUCAUGGAGGCAGCCCCAGGCUACGUCUCAGAGAAGGCACUGGGCCGUCUCUACCGUAGAGCACGCUUCCACCAGAGACACGGGUCCUGCGAGUGCCACGGCUGCUUCAUCGACUCCCUCGCUGCCGUCGAUGAGCCAAUGAGGACGAUUCUACGAGGAUCGAGGCCACUCGUUGAGUUUGGCCGUGACGAGGAGGCCGAUCCAAUGGAGCUUCUUCUUCUCUCGGACUACAAGGCGGAAAUCAGGCUGCUCAUUCACAGGCACAGGGUGGCAUCAGAGGAGGAGCUGUUUAUGAGCAGGGAGACAGGGGUGAUACGGGAGAUGAGGGCAGUGGUGUCGAAGUAUCGUGGCAUAGCAUCGGGAAUGAGGGNCCAGAGACACGGGUCCUGCGAGUGCCACGGCUGCUUCAUCGACUCCCUCGCUGCCGUCGAUGAGCCAAUGAGGACGAUUCUACGAGGAUCGAGGCCACUCGUUGAGUUUGGCCGUGACGAGGAGGCCGAUCCAAUGGAGCUUCUUCUUCUCUCGGACUACAAGGCGGAAAUCAGGCUGCUCAUUCACAGGCACAGGGUGGCAUCAGAGGAGGAGCUGUUUAUGAGCAGGGAGACAGGGGUGAUACGGGAGAUGAGGGCAGUGGUGUCGAAGUAUCGUGGCAUAGCAUCGGGAAUGAGGGCUGGUGCAUCAGACAGGGUGUGUACGAGAGAGAGUGGGAUGUUUAGUAGCAUAAUACGAGUGAAACCAGCUAUUCAUAGGAGAAGAGAGUAUCGGUCAAAGGGGGUGAUAGGAAAGUACAGUGAGAAAUACUUCAGUUGCUACUUUAACAGUAAUAUAUUGAUAGAUGAUCAGGGUGGUGUAACAAAUGUGGAUGUUGAUCAGAAUAUCAACAAUAAUGAUAUUGAUCAUAAUAAUGAUGAUAUUGAUCAGAAUGUCAAUAUUGAUCAGAAUGAUGAUACUAAUAUCAAUAUUGACCAAUGUAAGCGCAAUUGCAGUAAGACUGCCAUUUACACCAGAUUGGAUGAUAACUUCAUUCUGGUCAAGGCUGACUACCAGAGAAUGGCCCACCUUGUUGACCAGCUGGGCCCAAAGAGACGUGACCUCUUUUCAGAUGCAUUCAACCUGCUUCUUCUGACUGGCGCCUACUCCCUGAAUGAGAUGGACCGAAUCACCAACAUCCUCCUCUACAUCAACAACGAGAUGGAUCGAGUUGAGCCAGAUCGAUCAGUUCCACCUGAGAAGGAGGAGGUGUUCAAGUUCAUCGAUGUCUCAUUCGCCCUGUCAAAUGACGCCCUCUUUCGAGUUGCAUUUGUGGUUGGCCUGGACGUGUCACUUUUCAGGAAGAUUGGAAUGGCACGAGGGGUGGAGCUGAAGACGGGGCAGAGGAGACGCAGUCACAGGGUGUGCAAGGAGAUCGACAUGGUGGUCCACGGGAUGCUGGACGACGAGGACGAGGUUGAGUUUGUGGGUGACUCCGCCUGUGCUGGAAUCCGCCUGAAAAACAGGGGCUACUGCGAGUUCAACUACCACAGGGAGCACGUGAGAGACUUCAUUCUGAAUGGAUUCUAUGCUCCAUCAAACAUUCUGGUUGUCAGGCAGUGGAAGAAGAGUGUCUGUUACAGGGUGUCAUUUGAACCAGGGCGACUUAAUUUGAGUAGGAUACCAGGAAGAGUAUUCAACUCGAGCAUGAAGAUCAAGGAAGUGGUGGAGGAAGUGGCAGCUGGGAAGGUGGACGUGCUGUUUGAGAGCAGUCUACGAGAGAUGGAUGCAGGAGAGAAGACAAGGAGGAUCCAGGUCUGCUACGAAAGACGGACGUAUUGGAUCGAAUAUGUUGAUGAAAUAGGAAAAAGGGUAGUGAAGAGAAUAAGCAGAUCAAGGGAGUCAUUGGGGAAGAUGUACGUUGUGAAUAGGCUGAAUAGUUUCAUGGAUCCAGGUGUACCAGAAAGAAGUGAUAAGUUGGAUUAUACGGUAGAAUUGACUAGGGAGAAACUGCUCUAUUCUGGUGAAAUGGAAGAAAUGGGAGAAAUGGGAGAGAAAGAGGGUAGGAGACUGAAGGAGUGGAUUGAGAGUGGAGGAGAGAGAGACGAGAGGAUUGUGGUGGAGGAAGUGGUGGAAAGAGAGCAGCUUGAGAUGAGUGUGGUGGAGAAGGUGGUUGAUGGACCAGAAGUGGGGUUGACUAAAUUCUACUACGAGCAGAGUUGGAUAAGCAACGAGGACAAUCUGAGUGCAUUUGAUAGGAUAUUCAGCAGUCUAUGGAAGCAGUACUCAAAGUGGUGA